UGCUAAGCCUAUGGAACAAGGCAAAACAACAAUGGAGGAGUCCAAGGCAGCAGAAGUGCAGCAGCCGCAGCCAUGUCCACCACAACUAUCAAAGAACGCACAGAAGAAACUCUUAAAGCAGCAACGCUACGAAGCCAAAAAGGCUGAGAAAAAAGCAUUGUUGAAAGAAGAGAAGAAAAGACAAGGAGAGCGCAAACGUAAAGAAUGGGAGGAAAAGCUUGCCGGGGCUGCCACCGAAGAGGAGAAGCAACAGUUGAUAGAAUCCAGGAAGUCUUUGAGGAAAGAAAGAAUGGAUCAACGCUCUCUCGAAAAAGGAAGGAAGAUGGAGAGGCUACAUAAUGCUAAACAAAAUGGACAAAAUGUUGUUAUUGAUCUCGAGUUUGACCACCUCAUGAACACUAGUGAGCUACAUAGUCUCGUUCAACAGAUCAUGUACUGUUAUGCGGUGAAUGGAAGAUGCAGUUCUCCUGCUCACCUUUGGUUGACUGGCUGUCAAGGAGAAAUGCAAGAUCAGUUGCAGAGACUACCAGGAUUUGACAAGUGGAUAAUUGAGAAGGAGAACCGGCCAUAUAUUGAGGCAUUCCAAGAUCAGAAGGAGCGCCUUGUAUAUCUCACUGCAGACGCAGAAACAACGCUAGACGUCCUUGAUCCAAAGCAUAUAUAUAUCAUUGGUGGGUUGGUGGAUAGGAAUCGGUGGAAAGGGCUAACCAUGAAAAAAGCAGAAGACCAAGGGAUUCAAACAGCAAAACUCCCAAUAGGAACUUACCUGAAGAUGUCUAGUUCCCAGGUCCUUACAGUCAAUCAAGUGGUAGAGAUACUUCUGAAAUACUUGGAGACAGGAGACUGGAAAACUUCAUUCUUUGAAGUUAUUCCACAAAGAAAAAGAUGUGAGGGUGAUAAUGAUAUUGAAGGGGAAGAAGAGACGGAAGGGAAAGAUGAUCACAAGAUUAAAAUUCAUGAUAUUGAACGGGAAGAAGAGGCGGAAGAGAAUGAUGAUCACGAGAUUAAAAUUCAUGAUAUUGAACGGGAAGAAGAAACUGAAGAGAAAGAUGAUCACGAGUUUAAAAGACAGUGCAUUGAGAGUUGAAGUUUCAAAAGCUUCCAUUAGAUUCUAUCAGGAUAGUCUUUGGUAUCGUCUUGUUCUUCAGAACUUGUCCUGGUGAGACGGCAAUUAUAGUGAAGUUCGCCUUGUUGAGAACGUACUUGGCGUUUAUUCUCUUAUUGCACUAUAUGACUUUAUUUCUUCCUCGCGUUCCUCAUCUUUUUGAAUACAUAAGCAUGUUGGAAAGUAUAA
Molecule: messenger RNA, 1294 nt
Organism: Lycium barbarum (goji berry)
Lineage: Eukaryota; Viridiplantae; Streptophyta; Magnoliopsida; Solanales; Solanaceae
Product: tRNA (guanine(9)-N1)-methyltransferase
Exons: 3
Coding region: 11-1087 (358 amino acids)
Biological process (GO): tRNA N1-guanine methylation
Cellular component (GO): nucleus
Molecular function (GO): tRNA binding
Source: RefSeq, a predicted model, not a curated record